AUGCAAGGAAAUGCUGGUACCCAUUCACCUGUGUUUGAGAAGUACCAGGAAAAGGCUGAGAACUUUAUGUGUGCAUGUCUCGGAAAGGGUAACCAAAACAUCCACAAGAGUCCAGGAGGUCUCAUUUUCAGGCAGAGAUGGAACAAUAUGCAAUUUGUCACAAGUGCUUCAUUCCUUGCCACUGUCUACUCUGACUAUUUGGCCUCUGCUAGAAAAACCCUCAAGUGUUCAUCUGGCUCCGUAUCACCAACCGAGCUCCUGGCAUUUGCCAAGUCACAGGUUGACUACCUUCUUGGAGAUAAUCCAAGAGCCACAAGUUACAUGGUUGGAUAGGGAAACAAUUACCCGAGACAAGUUCACCACAGAGGUUCCUCCAUCGUCUCUGUGAAGGUUGAUCCUACUUUUGUUACUUGCCGUGGAGGUUAUGCUACCUGGUUUAGCAGAAGAGCGAACGAUCCCAAUCUUCUAACCGGAGCCAUUGUUGGCGGACCUGAUGCUUAUGACAAUUUUGCUGAUCAAAGAGAACUAUGAGCAAACUGAACCAGCUACCUAUAACAAUGCUCCCUUGAUUGGUGUGUUAGCAAGACUCCAUGGCGGUAAAAGUGAAUUUAAUCAGCUUC
Molecule: messenger RNA, 620 nt
Organism: Lycium barbarum (goji berry)
Lineage: Eukaryota; Viridiplantae; Streptophyta; Magnoliopsida; Solanales; Solanaceae
Product: endoglucanase 6-like
Exons: 2
Coding region: 1-333 (110 amino acids)
Biological process (GO): carbohydrate metabolic process
Molecular function (GO): hydrolase activity, hydrolyzing O-glycosyl compounds
Source: RefSeq, a predicted model, not a curated record